Rubroshorea leprosula is the source of this 5014-nucleotide messenger RNA. Lineage: Eukaryota; Viridiplantae; Streptophyta; Magnoliopsida; Malvales; Dipterocarpaceae. The record is from the annotation of a GenBank genome assembly.
GAUUUUCCUUGUAUUUCUUUGAAUUCUGUUUACUGGUAUCAUUUGGUAUCAGAGCAAGUUCCUGGCAUCAUGGAAACUCGCUUACAAGAACAGAAGAAACUGAUUGAUGAUGUUGUUAAAACAGCUAUGGCUGAGAUGGGCGGACAUUAUGAACAACUACUUAAGGCCAUGGAGGAAAAGUAUGAAAACCAAGUGUCAGAUUUGAGAACUCGAAUGUCAGGUCUGAAUGUGCAACAAAAUCAGAUCAUGGCACAACUUGAUACCUCUUCAACUUUUCGAGGAUCCCAAAUUUAUGGAAAUUCAUCUUCAAAUACAGGUAUGGGGCCACUUACUUCCAAAACUGCCAAGAUAGAAUUUCCCAAAUUUAAUGGUGAAGAAUUGAAAGAUUGGUUGUAUAAAUGCAAUCAAUAUUUUAGAAUUGAUGGUACUCCUGAUGAACAUAAAGCUCAUUUGGCUUCAAUAAAUCUUGAGGGAAAGGCUAUGAAGUGGCAUCAAUCUUUUUUAGAGAUUAAGGGAGAGCAAUUGCUUUCAAAUUGGGAGGAAUAUGUUGAGGGCCUUAAGGCUAGAUUUGGUGAGAAGGCUUAUGAGGAUCCCAUUGGAUUGAGAAGAGAGAUAGAAAUUUCAGUGAGGAUGUUUAAGCCACAGACUCUUUAUGAUGCUUAUGCUUUAGCCCGGCUACAAGAGUCUUCUAUUCAGGAGGCACAAAAGUUAGCUUUAACAUGUAAACUUCAACCCAGACCAACUGCACCCUUAUUACCUACACCAAACACUCCUCCUCGGACACCUAAUGCUACUACAAAAACAAUCACUUCUACCAACUCUACCAAAUUACCUUACCCAAACACUAGACCAUCAAACACCUCUCCCAAACAUAUUAAGCCCCUUAUCAGACAAGAGAUGGAGGAGCGAAGGCGAAAAGGAUUAUGCUAUUGGUGUGAUGAAAAAUUCACCAAUGGUCACAAAUGCAAAAAUAUGCAGUUGUUUUCCAUUGAAGUUGUUGAGGGUGAUGAAGGAGAAGAAGGGGAAGUCUUUGAGGAAGCAAUAGAAGAACUUCCAGAUGACUCCAAUCCACACAUGUCUGUUCAUGCAUUAUCUAGAGGUAGCAGUGGAGCUUACCGUACAAUGAGGGUAACUGGAUAUGUGAAUAAGAAACCUAUUCACAUACUCAUUGAUUCUGGGAGUACUCAUAAUUUUUUAGAUGUUAAUGUGGCAAAAAGGGUUGGCUGUAAGUUACAAGCUGUUGAGGCUUUGAAAGUUGAUGUAGCUGAUGGAAGUUCACUGGAAUGUGUCCAUAUGUGCCAAGAUUUUACUUGGUGGUUACAAGGUAAACCAUUUCAUACGGAUACAUUAAUUUUACCUCUUGGUAGUUGUGAUAUGGUGUUGGGAAUUCAAUGGCUAGAGACCUUGGGUGACAUUUUGUGGAAUUUUAAGACUUUACGCAUGGAGUUUGCUGUCAAUGGACAAAAGUAUGUACUAAGGGGAUUCUCUCAGGUGUCUUUAAAGAUGGUUGGCAGUAAAGGAAUGGUGAGAUUGCUUAAAAAAGAAGGACAGGCCAGCUCAAUUCAUUUAUGUAGUCUGAUUGUUGAUGCUGUCGGAGGACGUGGCACUUGGCAAACUGAAGAAAAUAAAGCUGAAAACACUUCCAAGAAAGUUUCAACUUGUUCUGAAUUGGAGAAAUUAUUAUUAGAGUAUGCUGAUCUCUUUGCAGAACCUAAAAGCCUUCCUCCCCACAUAGCUCAUGAUCAUAAAAUUUGUUUGAAGGCAGGAACUGAUCCUAUUAAUCAAAGGCCAUACAGAUAUGCAGGAGUACAGAAGGAUGUCAUUGAAAAGAUGACUCAAGAAUUGUUACAAACGGGUAUCAUCCAGCACAGUGUAAGUUCUUUUGCUUCACCUGUAGUUCUAGUUAAGAAGAAAGACGGGUCUUGGCGCAUGUGUAUAGAUUACAGAACUCUAAAUAAGCAGACUGUGAAGGAUAAAUAUCCCAUACCCCUCAUUGAAGAGCUGUUAGAUGAGUUGCAAGGAUCAAAAUUUUUUUCUAAGAUUGAUCUUAGAUCGGGAUACCAUCAAAUUAGAAUGUAUCCACCAGAUGUUCCAAAAACAGCUUUCAAAACUCAUGAAGGGCAUUAUGAAUAUUUAGUCAUGCCAUUUGGUCUCACCAAUGCAUCUUCUACUUUUCCAUCUCUUAUGAAUGAUAUUUUUAGAGUUUACCUUCGAAAAUUUGUCUUAGUAUUCUUUGAUGAUAUCCUUGUUUACAGUAAGAGCUUGGAAGAGCAUAUCUGCCAUUUGAGACAGGUAUUUAAGCUGUUGAAAGAUAAUGAGCUAUUUGCGAAGCAAAGCAAAUGUUUCUUUGGUUGUGACAGAAUAGAAUAUCUUGGGCACUAUAUCUCUGAAGAAGGAGUUUCUACUGAUCCUAAGAAGAUUUUAGCUGUUCAGCAAUGGCCUCAACCGAAGACUGUUAAGGAAUUGAGGGGAUUUCUCGGUUUGACAGGAUAUUAUCGAAGGUUUAUUCGGAAUUAUGGGAGUUUGAGUAAACCUUUGACAGAAUUGCUAAAAAAAGAGGGGUUUCAUUGGUCAAGGGAGGCUAGUGAAGCUUUUGAAUCCCUUAAGCAUGCUGUGACAACAACUCCAGUGUUGGUUUUGCCAAAUUUUUCCAAGGAGUUUGUAGUGGAGACCGAUGCUUCUAAUGCUGGAAUUGGUGCUGUUCUUUUACAACAAGGGCAUCCAAUAGCCUUUAUCAGCAAGGCUUUGUCCUUAAGACAUCAAAGUUUAUCAGUUUAUGAAAAGGAGUUGUUAGCUCUAAUUUAUGCAGUGCAUAAGUGGUCACAUUAUUUGACUGGAAGGCACUUUAUCGUCAAAACAGAUCACCAGAGUUUGAAGUAUCUUUUAGAGCAAAGGAUUAGCACUCCUUUACAGCAAGCUUGGUUGGCUAAAUUAAUGGGCUAUGAUUUUUCAAUUAGCUAUAAAAAGGGAAAAGAAAAUGUGGUAGCGAAUGCCCUUUCUCGAGUGUCCAGUAACCAGCUCAUGCAAAUGGCAGUCUCUAGGAUUCUUCCUGGUAUUUAUGAAGAGGUGAGACUUAGCUGGGAAGUUGAUCCAAUGCUUCGGGAAAUCUGUAAUAAAUUACAGCAAGGUUCUUUAAGGGAUUCUGCUUACACUUGGGCUGAAGGACAACUAAGACGAAAAGGCGGAUUAGUUGUGGGAAAUAAUGCUGCUCUUAGGAGGAAGUUGAUUCAUUUGGUGCAUGAUAGUGCAAUGGGAGGUCACUCUGGAAUUCAAGCUUCCACAAAAAGGCUUGCGCUUUUGUUUUAUUGGAAAGGCUUAGAGAAAGAUGUGAGGCAGUACAUAAGACAGUGUGAUGUAUGUCAGCGUUACAAACCAGAAAAUACUCCAACUCCAGGGCUAUUGCAACCUCUGCCAAUUCCUGAAGCAAUUUGGACUCAAGUCAGUAUGGAUUUCAUUACAGGCCCUCCAAAAUCUUAUGGAAAAGAUGUUAUCUUUGUUGUUGUUGAUAGACUUACAAAAUAUGCACAUUUCAUUGCCUUACAACAUCCUUACUCAACUCUUACUGUUGCACAAGCUUACAUGGACAAUGUCUUUAAGUUGCAUGGAUUGCCUCAAGAAAUUGUAUCUGACAAGGAUCCCAUUUUUCCUAGUAAUUUUUGGCAGGAGUUGUUCAAACUCCAGGGGGUUGAACUGCAAUGUUCUUCUACUUAUCAUCCUCAAACUGAUGGGCAAACAGAAGUGGUGAAUAGGUGUCUUGAAAAUUAUUUGAGGUGCAUGACUGGUGAUUGUCCGACGGAGUGGAGCAAGUGGUUACCUCUUGCUGAGUGGUGGUAUAACACUAAUUUUCAUACUGCUACCCAAAUUUCUCCAUUUGAGGCUUUGUAUGGAUUUCCACCACCAUUGCAUAUAGUUUAUGUACCUGGAGAUUCAGAUGUUGCAGCUGUUGAUCAAAGUUUGCAAGCUCGGGAAGCUAUGUUGAAGGUAUUGAAAUUUCACCUCACUCGAGCACAGCACAGAAUGGUACAGCAAGCUAACAAGCAUAGACAAGAACGACAAUUUGCCAUUGGAGAUUGGGGGUAUCUCAAACUUCAACCAUAUAGACAAGAAUCUAUGCAAUCUAGGCCAUCUCACAAACUUGCUGCUAAAUAUUUUGGCCAAUUUCAAGUGAUUGAUAAAGUGAGUAAGGUAGCAUAUAAAUUAGCCUUGCCUGAUUCAUCUCAGAUACAUCCAGUAAUUCAUGUGUCACAGCUAAAGAAAAAGGUUGGAGCAGAAAUUCAGGUGACUAGUCAAUUUCCUGUGGAUUUGCCCUUACCAAUGAUGAUAGAGCCUGUAGCUGUUUUGGGAAGAAAAAUGGUGAAGCGAGGAAAUCGAGCUGCUACUAAGGUGUUAGUCCAAUGGUCUCAUGCUUAACCUGAAGAUGCUACUUGGGAGUAUCUCUACGAUAUUCAACAACGAUUUCCAAAUUUCCAUCCUUGAGGACAAGGAUGUUUUUGAGGGGAAGGAAUUGAUAUGUAGAAAAACUUAGAAGUCACGUGCAGGUGGCAUAUCAGUUACUGUUGGUUUGUGUCAGUUAAUAUGCUAGUAUAAACGUGUUUUGUAACUCUUUGUUGGGUGUUCAGUUAUUUUGGUGUUUCUUCAAUCUUCUUAAACUCCUCUAUAAUUCUCUUGUAUUCCAGACUUUAUUGCAAAGGAUAUAUAUCGAAGAUCCUUUCUCUUUUGUGGAUUUUCCUUGUAUUUCUUUGAAUUCUGUUUACUGGUAUCAACUGGUUCGAGAGUGUAGAUUUGGGAGAGUGCAACAACGGCUUAAGGAAAAAGGGAAACGUUUUCUGGGUUUGCCUUAGGUAAUUUCUAAACAGAGGAAUUUUUGGGAAGAGCCGUGAGGGAGAAGAAGGGAGCUUGAUCCCGUGGGUGGGAUCCCUCCCUUUAGAUCUCAAUCUGCUUUUUUUCCAGAAAUUUCACCUUGUUUGAUUCUGAUUGCCAUAGAGUUUUGCUUUAUUAAAACUGUACUAGAUGA